AUGUCUCUUCCCCGACAGCUGCGAGAAAAGAGUGAUUUUGACCAGCUUCCAGAUGAUGUACCUGUUUCAGCUAACAUUGCAGAUAUUGAAGAGAAGAAAGGCUUUACUAAUUAUUAUAUGUUUGUCAUUGAAGUAAAGCUCAAGGGUGGUGGCAGAUACUUGAUUUUCCGACGCUAUCGUCAGUUCUAUGAUCUCCACACCAAACUAGAGGAGAGAUAUGGGGCAGAGAGCAAAACCAGCCCUUUUACCUGCACACUCCCCAUAUUGCCAGGUAAAGUUUAUGUUGGGGCCAAAAGGGAAAUUGCUGAGAACAGGAUUCCUAUCCUAAAUAUCUACAUGAAGAACCUACUCUGCCUACCCGUUUGGGUGUUGAUGGAUGAAGAGGUGAGGCUGUUCUUCUAUCACUCAACCUUUGAUUGUGAACAGGUGCCUCACAGGCUGAGACGGCUUCGCCCACGGACACGUCGAAUUAAAAGCGUUCCCCCUCAAGGGCCUAUUUUUGACCGCACGGCAGCUCCACGGGCAGAGGCACUGUUUGACUUUUCUGGAACCAAUAAACUGGAGCUCAGCUUCAAGAAGGGAGACUUGAUCUAUCUACUCAGCAGAGUAAACAAAGACUGGUUGGAGGGAACAGCUGAGGAUGCCACUGGGAUUUUCCCAUGUGCUUUUGUGAAGAUCAUAAAAGAUUUACCACAGCAAGAAGAUGCCAUUAAUAAAGUUCGCUGUUACUACUAUGAUGAGACUGUGAGCACUAUCAGGGAUAUCGCAGUAGAAGAGGAUCUGAGCACCAUUCCGUCACUGAAGGAUCUCAUGGAAUUGAUGAGGCGGGAGUUCAGCCAAGAUGACCUUGUUUUGAAUUACCGGGACCUUGAUGGUGAUCUGAUCCGGUUGCUCUCUGAUCAGGAUGUUGAACUCAUGGUGUCUCAGAGCAGGAGAAGGCCCUCUGAGAAGCAUUUCUUCCCAUGGAAAUUGCACAUCACCCACAAAGAUGACUUGAGCGUCUACAACACUAGUCCAGGAGUAGGUGCUACCUAA
Indicator indicator is the source of this 1035-nucleotide messenger RNA. It is a transcript of the gene NCF4, whose product is annotated as neutrophil cytosolic factor 4. Gene Ontology annotation, biological process: respiratory burst; phagocytosis; superoxide anion generation. The record is from RefSeq and is a predicted model, not a curated record. The coding region runs from base 1 to 1035 and encodes 344 amino acids. Gene Ontology annotation, cellular component: NADPH oxidase complex. NCBI's taxonomy places the organism in Eukaryota, Metazoa, Chordata, Aves, Piciformes, Indicatoridae. Gene Ontology annotation, molecular function: phosphatidylinositol binding; superoxide-generating NADPH oxidase activator activity; protein binding. The transcript is spliced from 10 exons.